Molecule: messenger RNA, 647 nt
Organism: Myotis davidii
Lineage: Eukaryota; Metazoa; Chordata; Mammalia; Chiroptera; Vespertilionidae
Product: hepatitis A virus cellular receptor 1 homolog
Exons: 4
Coding region: 126-647 (173 amino acids)
Biological process (GO): positive regulation of mast cell activation; phagocytosis, engulfment
Cellular component (GO): cell surface
Molecular function (GO): virus receptor activity; phosphatidylserine binding
Source: RefSeq, a predicted model, not a curated record
UGUGGACUUUACAUGUGGAAAAGGAGCUGGGAAAUAAGGGGCUACUUCCAAGGGCAGCUUUGCCUGCCUGUUGGAGGUACAGAGCUCUCAGCCACCCUGAGCUAACAGAGACCUGAAGCCAUUGUAUGUGGUCUCCCAUCCAUAGCAGGGCAGAUACCAUCAUGCCUUCUUGGUUAGCCUUCCCCAGCCUCAUACUACUUUGGGCAGAUGCUGUAGUUUCUGUGUCAUAUGUGACUGGAGUGGUGGGUCAGUCUGUCACGCUACCCUGUAUCUUUUCAACAGCUCAUGAAAUCUCACCCAUGUGCUGGGGUCGAAGGGCAUGUCCUUCAUUCAGUUGCUCAAAUGAACUCAUAAUGACCGAUGGCUACCAUGUCACCUUUGAGAAGGACAAACGUUAUAGGAUGAAUGGAAUCAUUCCCAGAGGGGAUUUGUCUCUAACCAUACAGAAUGCAGCCCUGUCUGACACUGGCACCUAUUGUUGCCGUAUUGAGUUCACAGGGUUGUUUAAUGGUUAUAAGAAGAAUAUAUUUUUGGAGAUAAAGUCAGCUCCACCUAAGGUCACCAUGGGCCCAAAAUCACCUAUGGUCUUCAUGUCUGCUCUACAAAGCCAGCAGGAGAGUAGCAGAAAUUUAAGACAGGCAAACUAA